Messenger RNA from Paramecium pentaurelia, 862 nucleotides. The record is from the annotation of a GenBank genome assembly. Lineage: Eukaryota; Ciliophora; Oligohymenophorea; Peniculida; Parameciidae.
AUGUCAGAAAGAUCAUUGUCACCCUCUGAUUAUUAUGAAUUAAAGCAUGUCAAAACUAUAACUUAUUAACAUACUUCAAACUUCAAGAAAGGAAGAACCAUACUAUAUUAAAAUACUGAUGAACUAGAGAAUGAUUUAAACAUAUGCAAUCUAAGUUGUGAUUGUUCAGAAUGUGGAUAAUUAAUUGGAUUCUCUUUGAAAAUAUAUAGACAAUUACCUCUAAAAGAAACAAGGUAUUGAAUGAUAUAUGUAUUCAGAAAUCAAAAGAAAAAAAGAAUCUUGAGAAAAUUUAAGGCUGUGGGAAAUGCAAUCAUUUUUAUUUUGAUAUAUAAAAUGGAAGCAAUUAAAAGACUAAAAAAGAAAAUGCAUCUUCUUAGAGCAGUUAGAAAUUUAACUGUACGAAGACCUGCACUUCCAUAAUCAAUACAAUUAUUACCAGUUUAAUAAUCAAUUAAAUUACCUUAAAGGUGAUUACAAUCAAUUAUAAAUUAAUAGUCAUGAUGAAGAAAUAGAAGAAACAGUGUCUAUUCAUCCUUUCUAACCAAUCUAAAAGGGACCAAGAUAAAGCAAAAUUUCUAUUUAUAUGGAAAAGAUGUUAAAAGAUGUAUUACCAAAAAAAGAAAUAGUAUUAAAACCUUUAAAUAUUGUAAAUAAUGCUCUCAGUAAAGGUAACAAAUAUAAACACAUAAAAUGUAAUUCUUAAUCAUCUUUAACUCAUUUUAAUUAUUAAUCCCAAAUCAAACCUUUUUAUGAAUUUAAUAGAACACAAGCAACUAAUUUUUAUUAAAGUAACAAUAAAGAUAUUUUGAAAUUGAUAGAUAUUAUGAAGAUAAAACACAGAGUCAUUAGAGUAAAAAAAUGA